Molecule: messenger RNA, 3036 nt
Organism: Sarcophilus harrisii (Tasmanian devil)
Lineage: Eukaryota; Metazoa; Chordata; Mammalia; Dasyuromorphia; Dasyuridae
Gene: BHLHE40
Product: basic helix-loop-helix family member e40
Exons: 5
Coding region: 282-1514 (410 amino acids)
Biological process (GO): regulation of neurogenesis; anterior/posterior pattern specification; circadian regulation of gene expression
Cellular component (GO): nucleus
Molecular function (GO): DNA-binding transcription factor activity, RNA polymerase II-specific; RNA polymerase II cis-regulatory region sequence-specific DNA binding; protein dimerization activity
Source: RefSeq, a predicted model, not a curated record
CUCCCACCAGCUCAUUCACUUGGCUUGCACGGUCCCGACGGCGCAGGGAGAAGAGAAAGGCAGUCUGUGCGGGCAGACGGACCGAGAGCAGCGCAGAGGGCACUCCUGCACGCCCAGAGCAUCCCUCCCUCCCCGGGCUCCCACGGGCUAAGCGCGGGGGCUUCCAGCGGCGGCGGGGGAAGCGAGACUCCCCGGGUCUCCUGCGCGGGGCUAGACCGGCGGCCGCCCGCUCCGCGAGUCCCUCACAAGCGGGGCACUAAGUUUUCCGCUCUCUCCGUGCCAUGGAAAGGAUCACCAGCGCCCAGCCGCCCCCCGCCUGCCUGGGCAAAGUGCCGGGGCUGGAGCCCAGCGAGAUGGCCGGGGUGGAUUUUGCCCACAUGUACCAAGUGUACAAACCGAGGCGAGGGCUGAAAAGGAGCGAGGAUAGCAAGGAGACCUAUAAGCUGCCGCACCGGCUGAUCGAGAAGAAAAGACGUGACCGGAUUAACGAGUGCAUCGCCCAGCUGAAAGACCUUUUACCCGAACAUCUCAAACUUACUACUUUGGGCCACUUGGAGAAGGCUGUGGUUCUUGAGCUUACCUUGAAGCAUGUGAAAGCACUUACCAACCUGAUCGAACAGCAACAGCAGAAGAUCAUGGCCCUUCAGAGUGGCUUACAGGCCGGUGAGCUAUCCUCAAGAAACCUUGAUGCCGGCCAGGAGAUGUUCUGCUCUGGUUUCCAGAUGUGUGCCAGGGAGGUGCUGCAGUACCUGGCAAAGCACGAAAGUAGUCGGGAUCUGAAAUCUUCGGCUCUGGUCAGUCACCUCCACCGCAUGGUCUCCGAGGUGGUACAGGGUGGAGCUGUCCACAAGCCUGGUGAUCCCACCCCCAAAAUGAUGGACUUCAAAGAGAAGCCCAGCUCCCUGACCAAAGGCACUGAAGGGCACGGGAAGAAUUGUGUUCCAGUCAUCCAAAGGACUUUUGCCCAUUCGAGUGGCGAGCAGAGUGGAAGUGAUACAGACACAGACAGUGGUUACGGAGGGGAGUUGGAGAAAAGUGACUCUAAAGCUGACCAGCAGUAUUUUAAAAAUGAUAAUGAACAUAAAUACCCUCUGGGAGAAAGAGUAAGCACCAUUAAGCAAGAAUCCGAAGAUCCACCUGCAAAAAAGACCAGACUAGAAAUGUCUGACAGGGAAAGCCAUUUUAGCAGCGAUCUGAUCGGGUCUUCCUUUCUGGGCCCUCACCCUCACCAGCCUCCCUUCUGCCUGCCUUUUUAUUUGAUCCCGCCAUCCGCAACGGCCUAUCUUCCCAUGUUGGAGAAGUGCUGGUAUCCCACCUCGGUCCCAGUCUUGUACCCUGGGCUCCCCGCUUCAGCGACAGCUCUCACUGGCUUCAUGAACCCAGAGAAGAUUCCUCCUCCCUUGCUGAUGCCCCAGAGACUCCCUUCUCCACUGCCAUCCCAUUCCUCCAUCGACUCGGCUCUGCUCCAGGCUCUGAAGCAGAUCCCACCUUUAAACUUGGAAACCAAAGACUAACGAUAGUGUGACUGCCCUCUUUUAUUUUGCCCCUUGGGGGAAAAAAAUCUAAUGAGACUAAGCUUGCAUACCCAGAUAAAUGGAGGUGUGGAGAUUAGGCUUGGCGAGUGUGUUGUAUGUUUGUGUGUGUGUGUGUAUUUGUGUAUGUAUGUAUGAAUGGCUUAGAGUGCAUACGUGUAGGACAUGGAAGCCUCAUUUGGUUCAGAAAGCUUAGGGAAAACAUGAAGGAUGGACCCAGGUUAACAUAUUGUAGGGUUUGUGUUGUUUAGCAUCAUUUUGUUUGAAUAAAACCUCCCAGAUUUCAGCCACCCAGAAAAUAGCCAUUCAGGACUGUGACUUCUGUUGAGUUAUUUAGAUUUCAAUUUGGGGAGAGGGCUUCCGGGGAGGGUUUUUGUUUUUUGGUGAACUGGAAUAUGGUACUUUUCAUGUGAGGACUUGACAAAGCACAGCUCCCCACCAGGCCCACAGCUUGAGACGGACUUAUUCCACCCCACCCAUCUCCUAGUAUUUUCCGUGUGACUCACACAAAGGGCAGUCAGUCUGAGAACUGGUGUUUGUUCAGCUCCAUCCAAAAGCUCUAAAGUAGCCCCCACUGGCUUUGUCCCUGAGUGCUUCAGGGAGACUUAAGGUGGCUUUCUCUUCACACCUUGGCCUUGAAGGAGUACAGAGAGUAUAGUGACUGCUUAAGCUUUAUAUGGUAAUUAUCCAAUUAAGGGACUAAACUAUGUCCAGUUGGACAGCUAAAGAACGAAUGAGGGGUAGCCCUCCGGAUCUCUUUGGCUCCCGUUGUAACUGCUGCACAGGUGUCCAAGGUACAGGAGAGCAGAGAAACCCGAUUUUAAAAAGCUGCUUAAGUUACAAGAGGGUGUUUCAGUCUGCCAUGGCAUGAAUUGCUACUUUAAAAGAGCAAAUUUGAACAUAGUUGGGUUUUAUUUUUUUUUAUUUUUUUAUUUUUUUGAAACUUUUGCUAAGUCUUAGCCCUUCAACUGCCUGACCACCCUAGACUGGAUUGUUUCUGCAGUGAUAGUGCCCCUGUCUGAUGGCUUACAGCAACUGUCUUAACUAAAAAAAAAAAAAAAAAAGCAAAAAAAGCAAAAAACAAAAAAAAAUCUCCCUAGUUUUCCAAAAUAUUGUGUCCAGAGUAAUUGUCUUCUGAAUUGUCUGUCUACGACUGCACCAGCUAUUGAAUGCACUAUGCCUGAUUGUGUGUUUUAACUUCUUUUGGGGUAUAAAGUUAUUGCCUUUAUUUGUAAAACUGUUAUAAAUAUAUAUUAUAUAUAAAUAUAUUAAAAAGUAAAAUGUUUCAGAUGUUUAUUUGUAUAAUUACUUGAUCAAAACAAGUGAGAAACAUGAAUGUAUUUCUGUUUUCAAAGAGAAUAAUUUUCUCUAGAGAGAGGUACAGUGUUUAUAUUUUGGAGCCUCCUUGAAAGUGUAAAAUUGUAAAUAUUUUUAUCUAUGAGUAAAUGUUAAGUAGUCGUUUUAAAAUACUUAAUAAAAAUAAUCCUUUUCCUGUGGAAGAUAA